UCACCCCUACAUGAGAGUCUGACAUGGGACAUUCCCAAACAAUCAUGGCGGCCGGGGGUUCCGGAUUUUGGAGUAAACAACAGGGAAAGUCGUAGAAAACCCUCUCUGGUCCGACUUGAGCGGGAAAUGUUGCGAUAGAGAGGAUCUAGAGGUGUCGAAGGUUGGUUUUUGCGGGCUGUCAGGGCGCCAUGGACCGCAGGCAGGCGGCUACGCCGGCGCACAGGGCCCGACUGCGGCGGCUGGUCGGCUCGGACGAAGUGCGCGUGACCGACCGGGAGUUCAUGUCCAACUUACAGCGGAAACUCGAGCAGGAACGGGAGGUGAGGAUGAGGAAAGAAGAACAGGCCCGUGCAAAGUUAGAACUGGAGCGACAAAGACGAGCGCGAAACUGGCACCCCCCUCCCCCGCCCCCUCCUCCUGCACGGGCUGUGUCUGAGGAGGGUGACACCAGACCAGCGCAGACCAGGCGGGCUAAAGUCAACCUGUCACUCGACACCGCUGCUAUCACACCGCGGGAAAGACCAUCAGACAACGGAGAGGGCGGUAACGCUGCUACGACCAACACGGGUACUAGUAGAACCCAGUACAGAUGGGAGGAGGGAGGGGCCAGGCCGAAACGCCGGACGCCAAGCGUUCGGGAAAUCGAGGAGCCAUACUCCGCCCGUCCGCGCCGAUCCUCCCAGUCGGAAAACCGGAACCCGGUGUCGGUCCGCAGGCCGGGCGCGGGAACAAGCCAGGAGUCGUCUGGGUCACCAAGAGUGAUCAGCGGCACCUCGCCGAGAAGGAGUGUCGUUCUGAGGGAAUCGACGGACGCGUCGGCACGAAGACCGCGUGUAGAUUCGCAGGGGGACGCCAGGAGCGAGUCUGACAACAGGAGAGGUGGGAGUAACCAUGACCAGCCGAGGGAGAGACUGUUAGACAGACCCCAGUCUCCCCACAGAACUGUCUUCUACAGGAGCGAGAACACGGCGCCAAGACGUACAUCAAGGAUGCUCGAGACAGACUCCUUAUCGUCAAGACAGGCCCAGGCUUCUUUGAAUACAGCCGUAUCCAGAGCAAGAGGGGACAGUACUAGUGAGUCCCUCCCAAAUGUAGGGAACAGUACAUCUCCCAGAAGACUGGUGACACAAGGGUCUCUGUCUGCCCUGACUGAACGUGUGAAUGCCGUGAACUCUGGAGUGGUGACGAGAAGAACUCCUGUCAAAGCCAGGGAAAUAGCUAGAGACAAUGCUGCAGCACCGAUAGCGGAGGCAGGGGGAGCUGUUGCAACACAGGCCACACAUGCGCCAACAAUAGAAAGAUCGAAUCGUGGCGUCUCCACCAGCCCCAUUGCUGCUACAGCGCCCGUGCCUUCCCAGCAGCCCUCUAGAUCUCUCCUGGGUGCUUCUGCUGCCGUCCCCCCACGUCCCUCCUCCCCCCCUCCCAAACCCCCCUCCAUCCACUCCCUCAGUAGCCAUGGUAACAGUAGCCAUGGUAACGAUGACUCGGAUGUUGAGGAGGACGGUCCGUCCUGCAGGAUCUGUCAGAUGAUGGAGGAGACUGCAGACAACAAGCUGAUAGAGCCGUGUGGCUGCGCUGGCAGUCUCAGGUAUAUCCACAAGGAAUGUCUGAAACGUUGGAUGGAGACUCGCCACAGACAGGGCCACAACGCUCGCAUCUGUGAACUCUGCCACAAGGCUGUUACUAUAGACGUGGGGGCGGACCUCAGGGGGCCGGAUCCUCGACUUAGACUGGAGCAGGCAGAGAGGAACAUGAUGCAGUCAGGGCUGUACAUCCUGAUGUUGCUGCAGCUUUGCGAGCGCCGAUUGAGUCAGCUGGUGGACAUGAUGGAGAACCCGCCACCUCCUGGAGGAGCUCAGGCUGCUGCGGCUGCAGCCGCUGCUGUAGGUGCUGCAGGUGCGAUGGGGGUGGAGCAUCCUCUGGCCGUGGAGCAGCGGCAGUACAUGAUGGACAGGCUCAUGCAGCUCAGGCACGGCAUCGCCCUGCUGACUGCCAUGGAGGUGAACGACAGCAGUGAUGAGGAGGACAAUGAGAGCUACAUGUCCCGCGGCGAGAUCCGCAGAAUGGGCGAGGCCCUGGCACGGGAACGCUCGCAGGCACGGGACAGGAGGGGGAGGGGCGGCGCCGGGGCAGGGAGGGGCGGGGCUGGGCUGUCAUAG
Branchiostoma belcheri (Belcher's lancelet) is the source of this 2159-nucleotide messenger RNA. Its product is annotated as E3 ubiquitin-protein ligase MARCH7-like. Gene Ontology annotation, molecular function: zinc ion binding. The coding region runs from base 189 to 2159 and encodes 656 amino acids. The record is from RefSeq and is a predicted model, not a curated record. The transcript is spliced from 7 exons. Lineage: Eukaryota; Metazoa; Chordata; Leptocardii; Amphioxiformes; Branchiostomatidae.